This is a messenger RNA of Miscanthus lutarioriparius, 633 nucleotides long. NCBI's taxonomy places the organism in Eukaryota, Viridiplantae, Streptophyta, Magnoliopsida, Poales, Poaceae. The record is from the annotation of a GenBank genome assembly.
AUGGGGAAGUACAUGCGCAAGGGCAAGGUGUCCGGGGAGGUCGCCGUCAUGGAGGUCCCCGGCGGCGCGCUGCUCGGCGUCCGCACCCGCUCCCGCACGCUCGCGCUGCAGCGCGCGCAGAGGCCGCUCGACAAGGGCGACGCGGAGGACGCCGCCGGGGAGUACCUCGAGCUCAGGAGCCGGAGGCUCGAGAAGCCGCACAAGGAGCCGCUGCCGCCGCCGCCCGCGGCCGCAACCAAGAGGGGCGCCGGGAGGAAGGCUGCCGCCGCCGCUGCGGCGCCGCACGCGCUGGCGGAGGACGACGUCGAGGUCUCCUUCGGCGAGAACGUGCUCGACUUCGACGCCAUGGAAAGGAGUACCAGAGAGACAACACCAUGCAGUUUGAUUAGGAACCCGGAGAUGAUAAGCACCCCAGGAUCCACAACUAAAAGUAAAACCAGCAACUCGAUGACUUCCCGUCGCAGAAUGGAAACCUCAGUCUGCCGUUUCAUACCGAGUUCACUUGAGAUGGAAGAGUUCUUCUCAGCAGCUGAAAAACAGGAGCAGCAUAGCUUCAGGGAGAAGUAUAACUUCUGUCCUGUGAAUGACUGUCCUCUUCCGGGUCGGUAUGAAUGGGCGAGGCUAGACUGCUAG